AUGCCUGUACAUAUGAGAUCCGCGUUUUCAGCCGCCAUAUUGCUUCUCUGCGCGACUGCGGCUGCACAAACUACGACAUCAGCUCCUUCAACAACCGCAGCAGCCCCGGCGAUUACAGCUGUCUCAGACUGCCAUGCUCAUAGCACAGUGCAAUAUUGCAUGGUGGGGACCGAGGAGUACCAGGUUGUUGGGCCGACCAAGACGGAAGAGUUCGAGUCGCAGUACACAGACUGUCACACACAUGGCGAUGAAACGUACUGCGUGAACUCUGCAGGCGACGAUGUUCAGAUUCUCGUCGAGAGCGAAGAACAUGCCGAAGAGGAGCAUAACGAAGAGGAGGAAGAAGACACGACGCAUAACGAGGGCGAACACUGCCAUUUCCAUGCCGGUGUUGAACACUGUACUGGCGGCGAUGAAGAGGUUACUUGCGAACGAACUGAUCGCAGCUACAACAAGCCGCUACGGAUCGGACUGCUGUUCGUCAUUCUAGCUACCAGCGCUAUUGGAGUCUUCGGUCCCAUAAUCGCCUCGGCUUUCUUCCGCAUGUCCCAGAAGAGCAUCGUCUUUUGCGUGCUCAAACAAUUUGGAACAGGAGUUAUUCUUUCCACCGCUUUCGUCCACCUCUUUACUCACGCCGACCUGAUGUUCGGCAAUGAAUGCCUGGGUGAACUCUCGUACGAAGCCACCACGGCGGCUGUUUUCAUGGCGGGCUUGUUCCUCUCCUUCCUGGUCGACUACCUUGGAGCUCGCUUCCUGCUGUGGCGUGAGAGCAAGAAGCGUGCUGCAAACAACGAAGCUGGACAGUCUGCAUCUAGCGAGCUCGCGCAGAAGUCCGCUUCAAGCACCCCCGAUGGCGCAGACGUGCACGGCGAUAUGCGCGGCUCCCAUGACCAUCUGCACGGGAACAUGGACGCCAAACUAAACGUGAUCGUCCUCGAGGCAGGAAUCAUCUUCCACUCACUCCUCAUCGGCCUCACCCUCGUCGUAUCGGGCGACUCCUUCUUCCUCACCCUCUUCGUCGUCAUCCUCUUCCACCAAAUGUUCGAAGGCAUCGCGCUGGGGACCUGCAUCGCGGGGCUCCCUAAAACCGUCGCCUCCAUGUCUCAGAAGCUCCUUAUGGCUAGUGCCUUCGCGCUUGUCACGCCUCUAGGCAUGGGUAUCGGCAUUGGCGUCCUCGACCAGUUCAACGGGAAUGACCCAUCGACACUGGUGGCGAUUGGUACGCUAGACGCGCUGUCGGCGGGGAUUUUGGCAUGGGUGGGGAUUGUGGAGAUGCUAGCGCGGGAUUGGAUUCAUGGCAGUUUGCUGAAUGCGAGCGUGCUGAGGACAGGGGGUGCGAUGACGGCGCUGGUGGCGGGGAUGGCGAUAAUGAGUUUGUUGGGGAAGUGGGCGUAGGAUUUCCGCUGGUUUCUUUUCCGGGUCUUAUGGUGUAGACUGCGUGUGGAUGUGUAUGCUGGACUUCGUUUAGGUUGGCAUGGAGAUGCUAAUUCUGAUAUGGCACCUGCGACUAGUGAGAAUAGAAGAAGACGCGCCAUGUCUGGAUUACAUUGCUGUUCCGCAUGGUGCAGAACUGAAUGAGCCAAGAAAGGGUUCUGGUAGACAUCCACCCCGGAGCGGAGCCUUCAUCACGCCAUGCCCAAUUUGCCGGGUUCCCCUACCAAUUCGGCCGCGUCUUCUGGUACUAUCACUUCAAAGCCAACACCAAUCCCCAACACUGCCACCAAGAGUAAAAACGUAGGAAGUACAAGCGAGGC
Messenger RNA from Trematosphaeria pertusa, 1754 nucleotides. RefSeq names its product Zip-domain-containing protein. Gene Ontology annotation, molecular function: zinc ion transmembrane transporter activity. The coding region runs from base 1 to 1395 and encodes 464 amino acids. Lineage: Eukaryota; Fungi; Ascomycota; Dothideomycetes; Pleosporales; Trematosphaeriaceae. Gene Ontology annotation, biological process: zinc ion transmembrane transport. The transcript has 6 exons. Gene Ontology annotation, cellular component: plasma membrane. The record is from RefSeq and is a predicted model, not a curated record.